Molecule: messenger RNA, 2878 nt
Organism: Liolophura sinensis
Lineage: Eukaryota; Metazoa; Mollusca; Polyplacophora; Chitonida; Chitonidae
Exons: 11
Coding region: 154-1686 (510 amino acids)
Biological process (GO): phospholipid biosynthetic process
Cellular component (GO): membrane
Molecular function (GO): phosphotransferase activity, for other substituted phosphate groups
Source: RefSeq, a predicted model, not a curated record
AGGAAGUAGUUUAUUUAGUCUUUACCGUUUAACGCAUAUGUAUGUAGACAGAGCCGGACUGAUAUUUGCCUAUAUAGCAUUAAGAGGCCUACACCUAUAUUCCCAUACCGGUUUAAGACUGUAAAUACAGAGGUUUUUCUCAUCAACAGAACAAUGGAGAGUUUCCUGUUUGACAUCAUAUGCGCGGUUUUUGGACCGGUGGUUGCCAUUAUAGAGUCAAUAUUUCUCCGACUGGUUGUUUGGUACGACGACUAUAUAUACAGCCCGUUACAACGACUGAUUUCACCUGUGGUUGCUAGGAUACCGAGACACGUGGCUUUCGAAAACUCCAAAUACACGAUCUUCACAGCCAAUAUAGUGUCUUGCACGAGAACGAGUUUGACUGUGCCCAUCGUGUGGUUGGUGAAAUAUGACUAUUGCUGGGCAGCCUUUUCAUUGGUCCUUCUGCAUGACUUUCUGGAUCACGUUGACGGAAUCGUUGCUAAGGUGCAAAGGAGACUGUAUGGUGCGGUGGAUGACCCGUUGCUAGGUGGAUUUAUGGAUGCUUUCUGUGACAAGAUAGUGAACGUGACAUGUCUUUGGUCUCUGCUUCUGCUGACGGACUAUAGAGGCAUGACCCUGCGUCAGAUAGCUUUCUACAUUGGGGCAUGUGCAAUCAUUAUCAUUUACGAGUUCAUACUAGGAGUUGUGAGAGUUCAAGACUACUUUUCGGCGUAUUUCGCAAGAAAGUAUGGCAAAUCUGUGGCAACUGUUCAACUUUCAUCGACAGCAAUAAUGGAGGGGAAACUGAAGGAAAAAUUGGAGUCAUUGGGCAUUGCAUUUCUGUGUUUGUCACAAGCCUCUAAUGUAGUUAUGGACACAUAUAGCGGAAUCGCAGGCGUCACUUGUUUACUGCUGUCUGUGAGGUUGGCUCAUGCCAGUCUUCAACAGAAACUGAAUAUAAGAAAGAUGCACACUGCCUCUAACCAGGAUACAUCUGAGAAGCCGAAUCACACCAAAAAGAGUUACUCCGACGCUGUGAAAGAAGACAAAUACGAGGUUAAACCCCAUACGCAGGACUCAAAAGACAUUCCGACCGAAGAGGAAUCCAAGGGACGCAACUCUGACAAACCCAAGUUGAACAUCAGUCAACGGUUAAAAGAUUUCCCACAAGAAACCAAAGCGGCCUUUAACAUUGAACGGGCUCUUGGUCUUCCAAAACGAAACGGCAACACGGACGGUAGAGUGGAUAAAGUCUACACCAUUGGCUGUUUUGACUUGUUCCAUUUUGGCCAUGUUAUUUUACUCCGGAGAAUGAAGUCACUCGGGAAACAGGUGAUAGUUGGCGUACACGACAACAAAAGCAUUCAGCAGUUGAAAAACAGAGUUCCUAUCGAUGACACGGAGAAAAGAAUGACCAACGUAAAGAAAUAUGCAGAUGAGGUAUUCUGUGUUGCCAGUCCCAACCCUACCACAUUCUUACGGUGCAUGUUCAACCAGACAAAGAAUCAGUCCUGUUUGUACGUGCGCGGUGACGACAUGCCGAAUUUUCCCGCGAGAUCUCUCUGUGAGGCGUACAUGCCGAUUCACUUCCUACCAUACACAGCCGGUGUUAGCUCCACGUCACUGAGAGAAGUCUUCCUGAAAAGAAAACAUGAAGUGAAAAACAACAAAUUCGAAGAAGAUGAUUACAGCUUGUUUUACUGAGCAGAGUAUCUGAACAUAGAAAUUCAUUUUUGUAAUUUUGUAUAUGACCGGAAGAAAAGUGCUGUUGCAUGCUUGGUGAAUGUUUGUUUUUUUUAUAUAUUCAUCUGAAGACAGAAUUAAAUUGUCACCUUCAAAAAACCAAAUUUAAUGAAUAUGACUGCCUGGCAACCUUUUCUUGGUGAUUUCUCUAAAAGAUAUGUAACUGUGUAUUUUUGUAUUCUAAAAACAGUAAUUUGGGUAUUUUUAUAGUUUAAAAACUAUAUAGUUUAUAUAAACGUUUAUAGUUUUAAUCGUUGUUCAUAUUAUAUGUUGUCUAACAGCUGUUGUCUGUGUCAUGAAUGCUGAGACCGCUCGAUUUCGAUAAUAAAAUACGGGUUGUAGGCUGUGAUGUCAGAGCGACUGCUUUAUUCAAAAUCUUACAAUUUACAAAUUGAUGAAAUUCUUUAUUAAAGCAAGUCCUUAGAGCUAUCUUAACGCAACGAGUCAUAAUAUUCAUUACAUCACAGACUUUGUAGAUCCCGGUUUUACGCACAAAGAUUUCACUAGAAUGGCGUAAUGCCUGUUAACUUCCUUAAACACAUUUUAAUACACAUUUACUCAAAUUAUCAGUAUGGCAUUUUUAAUGUGAUGAAUGUGUGUAAAAUGAUUUCAUUACGGUGAUUGUGUGCAUGCACGUUAGCAUUACAUGUAUAUACCCUCAACAUCGGUUUUAGCGUCAGCUUCCUCGUUCAUCACGUCAGCCGCCUGGCCCGUGAAUGCAAUUUUUGCAUGUGUGAACCAUAUUCACAUUAGAGAUUUCAAGACUGACUGUCAUCUUUGCUGGGUAAUUUGAGUUCUGUUUAUAUACAUAUAACACGUUUCCACCCAAUCAAAUUCUAGAUCAAGAGUUACUUUGACCAAUCCGAGUGUCCGUCUUAAGUGCGUAUGGCUGGUUUGAGGUCACAUGCAGGAUCACACAAAUUGCAUAUAGGAAAAUUUCACUGAAAAUAUGUUCGGACAGAUUUCAUUACAUCACUUUCAUUAGUGUAUUCGGUGCUGGGUGGACAGGCCUGAAACUUUUGUUGAAUGCUUGGGAUAUGUGUGGUAUGGCUUAUUCUAGCAGUUACAUUUCAUUGCUCGAUUGAUGUGAAGUAAUACACACCUGUGGAAGCAGUAAUUCACCUUGUCAACGCCGUAAUAUGUUAAUUUUGGU